This is a messenger RNA of Hyalella azteca, 5199 nucleotides long. It is a transcript of the gene Nab2, whose product is annotated as zinc finger CCCH domain-containing protein 14. The transcript is spliced from 17 exons. Lineage: Eukaryota; Metazoa; Arthropoda; Malacostraca; Amphipoda; Hyalellidae. Gene Ontology annotation, biological process: regulation of mRNA stability. Gene Ontology annotation, molecular function: metal ion binding; poly(A) binding. The record is from RefSeq and is a predicted model, not a curated record. Bases 43 to 3063 code for a protein of 1006 amino acids. Gene Ontology annotation, cellular component: cytoplasm; nucleus.
AGAAAUUGGUUCUUGAAGUUCACAAUAAUUAAAUUGUUCAUAAUGGAUGAUAUUAAUUCACAUGUCAGCUUGAAAAUACGGAGUGCCAUCAAGGCCAAAUUGGUGGAGCUUGGCACUUAUGUUGAUGACGAACUACCAGACUACAUCAUGGUGCUUGUUGUCAACAAGAAGUCAAAGGAGCAGAUGGACAAUGACUUGAGUCUCUUCCUCGGCCACAAUACUGAACAUUUCACGUCAUGGCUUGCAAGUGUACUGGAGAGACUUGAAUCUGCUGGGGCUAUCACAUCAUCUGCUGCUGCUACAUCUGCUGUUGGGGAAAAAGUGUCGGCAAAACCUAAAGAAGAUCAAAGUGUAAGUUCUGCUACUCAAGAUUCUAAGAAAAUUGGAGUUAAACUCAAAUCCUCAGAUAAUCUGAACACAAUUACAACAAAAGAGCGUGAAGAUAGGAAGAAAACUGAAGAGAGAAAACUUGAAAAGAAGGAAAGGAAGAAAAAGAAAAAGGAAAAAAAAGAUCUAGAGAAGAAACUUAAAAGAGCAGCAAAAGAAGCAAAAAGGAAAAAUUUAGAAGCUCAAGAAUUGGCCAUUAAGGAGAACAAAACUUCAGUUCCCAUUAGUGAACCUGAGAAGGUCACCUCCAUUAUUGAAACUAGGAAAUGUAUAGAAGUUAAACCUAGCCAUGAGCCUGCUGUGAAGCGGAAGAGAAGUUCAAGCCAAGGGAGCGAAGCUGAAUCAGGGUCUCCAGGACCUAAACGCUCUGUUGUGGAGGCUGUGGGUAAGAACAAGACUCUCACAAUUACAAAAACUAUACGUAAUGAGCACCACAAGCCAAGCAAGGACCUAGAGUUAGGUGCUGAAACUGACACCAGGCCACCUGCUGCCAAGACUCAUGUAAAGGAAAAAGUCGAGAGUGGAUCAGAGAAAAAAGCUGCAAAGCACUCGCAUAAAGCAGCAAAAAUAGUUAUCUCUUCAGAUGACGAAGACAAAUCUGCUACUGUUGCUGAAGCUGCUGGGAACAGAGGAAGUAGUGAAGAAGAAGUAGGGGAUGACACACAAGAAGCAGAGGUAGACCAGUCUCCUGAGAGUGUGGCUCAUGACAAUGAAGAACUUACAGACGAUAUUGUUGAUCUUAAGACCCAAGAGACUGAGCUCGAACAAGAACUACAGGACGAUGAAGAACAUCAGCAAGAUCAGGAAGCUGAACACGCACGGUCGCGCGAAGCUAAGAAAGCGCAUAAAAGUUCUCGCCAUCCUUCAUCACAACACAAGCAGAAACCUGUAUCAGUACUGGACCGCCUUGGACCGCCGCGUAGCGCUCAGAACUCGUGCAGCAGCCCUGAGCCCGACCAAGUAUCAGCCUCAGAUGACCACGAGGGUCGCCACUCGGCCGACGAGCUGUCCUCCAAGUCUUCCAAGCGGCGCGUUGUUAAUCUCCUGGAGGAGUCAAGCUUCCCGCCCCGCCACUCCUCGUCUGACAAACGCAACUCGUCAUCCAAGGCGGUAGCUGCACCCACUCCCGGCAAGAAACUGGAGGCACGUGUACGCCCGAUGUCAGUUGUGGAGAAGUCAAGCCGCUCUACUGACCUGCCUUCAAAGCCAGCAGUGUCAUCAGCUGUGCGUCGCCAGCGCAAGGAGAAGAGUACGAAUGAGACGGACUCGGAGACGGAAGAUUCAUCAGUCUCAUCUUCGGCUCUUCAAAGCAAAGUCGAGGUGACAGGGAGAGAUCGUCGCGCAGGCUCGUCCCGAGGCAGCAGUACACGCGCCCCCAACACGUCGCUCAUCCUGCGCGCCGUGGCUGACGCUCACCGCUCCGUGACGUCUGCUAAGCGCACCAGCUCUCAGCUCGAUGAACCACCUCAGCACAAGUCCUCAAGCAGACCAGCCAAGAAACCAAUGCUGGAGGUGUUCAGCCGCAGUUACCGGGAGCGCGAGGAAGGCCGUCUCACCAGCACCACGGGCUCAGCUCCUCUCAAGGAGGCCAAAAUACAGAAGCUCUCCAUCACCGUAGCAAACCCGCCGCGCUCUGCUCUCGCUGAUGGAGUGGCAGACUCCACGAGCGACGAUGACGUGAGGAAGCCUUCGGCUCUAGCGCGGCUGUCCCGCGGCACUCACCCCUCCAGCUCCAUCAAACGGCGCCUGGACAGCCCUGGUCGCGUGUCCUCGUCCCGCGGGGGGCGCUACCUCGUGGCCGACGUCAUCGACGACGAGGACGACGUCAGGACUCGGAUCCUGCCUCGUCCGUCGCUUCUCGUCACUAACCAGAUCGCUGAUACCAACAUGGAGGAAGUUGAAGAAUACAUAGAAGAGGUAGAAGAGUGGGAGGAGGAGGUGGAGAGCAUCGGUCGUGCGCCGUCCGUGGACCUGACGGCGGCUGCCACGCACGUCGUCGACCCCCGCAUGCUGCCCCUGGACGAGAUCGUCAAGCAGCAGAACCUGCACAGCGAAGCGAAGUACUCAACGCGCUGCAUGUACUGGCCGGCCUGCCGCCUGGGGGACAAGUGUCAGUACCAGCACCCCACCGUGCCCUGCAAAAUGUUCCCGAACUGUCAGUUUGGCGACAAGUGCUUGUACAUUCACCCCAACUGCAAGUUUGAUGCGCUCUGCAGCCGCCCCGACUGCCCCUUCACUCAUGCCAGCCCGCGCUCCCUGGGCGUUCAGAUACCAGCCAAGAGUAAGCUGAGCCUCAACACUGCAGUGGGCAGACCGUCGUCCGCUGUCACCCUCAAGAGAUGUCACUUCGGCCUUAAAUGCGCCAACCCUGCCUGUCCUUUCCAGCAUCCCAAGCCCUGCAAGUUCGGCAGCUCGUGCCUGACGCCUGGCUGCCAGUUCGCCCACCCAGACGUGCCUACAGGCGCCAAGCUCAAGUGGGUGGCGCCAAAGCUCACCAGCGCCGGCAAGCCCGGCAACAAAGCCUCAGACUUGAGCGUCGGCAAGAACCACAGCCUCGCUCUACCAGACACUUCAGUUAAAUCCAGCAAUGGCAAGGCACUGGCGGCGGCCAAUGGUUGUGCUAACUUGAAUGAAGUGAAGCAAAGUAAAAUAGUGACGCCGAUAACUGCUGAUUAACGUGAUGACCGCUACAGCAGGUUUUAUCUUGUAUAAAUCUUAUAUUUCUUAGAUGAGAGAAAUCUUGAAAGAUAUCAACCGAAAUUUCAACUUCUUUGCUGAAUUUUGAAUGAUCCCACUCGUCAAAGUAUUCCGAUGAAAUAGUGUCAUGAUAAAGGAAGAGUUUUGACACUUUGGUGUGAAAGUCCUGCAAUUUACGGUAGUUUUGUUCGAGUUUAAAUCUUCAUAAGCGUGUCAGAUAAAUAAUUGAUAUGAAGGACCUUAAUUUAAAUUUGUAUCAUUUUUCCUGCGUGCGUUGUGUUGAUAAUCCUAAAAUGACGUGAAUGUAUUUCGAGUACUAAAUGUUGCUUUAAUGCAGAGCUCCGAAAAAAUUUGGUCGUCUCCAUUGUACGCAUUUGGUUUAGAUGGCUUAAAUCUUCAGUGAAAUUCUUGUCGGUAAUUUCUUACAGAUUGUUAGAUUACCGGCCUUCAAUAGGAUUUUGAGAUAUUUGUAUAUAGUGACUGUACAUAUUAAUAGGAUCUUCCUUUCAAUAGUAGUAACUAUUGCAUUACAAGUCCAAGUUUUUCUAUUCUAGGCAAUCUUCACAGUAGAAUGCCCGUUUCAGCAACAUUGAUUAAAUUCUGAAUAAUCAAAAGAUUUUAGCCUACAGCUAAUUCAUUUGUCCAUAUGUUGACUCCAGUUUGAUCAGAUGAUGUUUUACUCAAUCUGGGUUCACCUUGGGAGUUUUUAAAUUAAUUUAGUACGUGAAAUUUGUUUGUGAGUAAUUAUCCAGACCCAUUUUUUAUUGCACGGUUGCUCAUCUAGUCGACGAAUUGAGCCUUUCUCUACUAAAGUUAGAAAAAUGUGUUAAGAAAAAUUCAACUGAUGAUUUCUUGCAUUGGUUUAUGUCUUCGUUCUGACUGAGUUUUAGCCAAAUUGUCUUAGUAUGUCUAAUUUAAAUUUUCAUUAACGUUUUUAUUUUAUUUCAAGAGAGAAGGUAUUCUACACGAAUACAUACCAGAGUUUAAAGCUUAUUGAAGUGAUAACUUGUAUGCUUUUUCAACGUGUUACUGCGCUCGUCAGAACUCUUAUGGAAUCUCGCGGUCUUAUUGGGCGUUUUUCCCGAGCGCCCCACCACUGGGCUCGGGUCUUGGUUUUCCUGUAGGCAGGAUUGCUUGCCUGUCUCUCUCGUGCGGGCGGCCGACGUUUCGUGUAAGCGACCUUGUACGAAUGUUUUUUAGUUUCUAUUGCUGUUCAACUGUCCCUCCUUGUCACUUCGUCUCUGAGAUGCUAACGCUGCUGCUUUCCUGCCAGCCUCAACGGCCAGGCCCCUUGAGUCCUGCCUCACGUCGGUGACAAUUAAUUCAAGAUAUUUUAAAUAAUUGAGACGUUCCGCCUUGCUGGCGAUGUUUAUUUUUGACCUCCGAUGCGAAAUUGCUUGUUAGCUGAAGCGCUAGCAAACUACCAUGCUACUGCUACUUGCUAUGUUUCUUAGUUAUCUUCAUGAGAAUGUAAGUAGCUCAGACAGUCCUGCCUGCAGAGAUGCUUGAAGUACAUGAUUGAUGUACAUGAUUGAUAUCGAAUCUUGGAUCAUUCAAGUAUAAUAGGUUGAAGUUAGCUCACUAUACGCAUUUGAUUAAAGAAUUUUGUUAAAAUUUUAUUAUUCAUAUCGAAAAUAGAUCAUUUGAAGAAAUAGAAUUUGUUUCAAAUCUAUGAAUAUAAAUAUCUUAUUUUAAUUUCAUUCAGAACUUGUUUUGUACCGAGAUCAUCAAGACGAUACACAUGACGUGUCCUUAUUUUGACCAAGUUAAUAUUUAAUAUCUUCUAAAAUUCUUGUAAAAGUUGUUCGGCUAAUAAGAUUAUGUGAGGGCGGGAGGUUAAAUUACGCAACCCGAAGUGUGAGUGUUGGAAAUAGUGAAACAUUUCCUAAUAUAAACCAGUUUUCCUACCAUUAUUUUCGGAGGUAUAAUUUUGUUUAAAGCUUUUCUGUCAAGAUCAUUGUUCAAAUUUCAGACGUGGUCAAUUAAUAGUCAGAAUUUGCAGAGACUAAGUUUGCCGAAGUGGUGUUAGAAGUUUAGACUGCGUGAACCUCAUUUUAGCAUCUACGAGCUGUAAGCGCGAUGUUUUUAAUUAUAAAUUUAAUCCUAAUCACCUCA